AUGGCCCCUGCUUUCCCGCGCGGGCCCUCCGCGUCCGCUCCGGAAAUCGAGGAGGAGGGAAGCGCGCUGCGGCCUGUCGAACCCAGGACCGGCGCAUCUACUAGCGCCGUCGUCAACGGCGCCACCACCAGCGCUACCACCGGCGGCGGCGGCGCUAGCGGGGUUAGCGGAGUGGUGGUUGCGGCGGAGACGAAAAGGGGGAGGCUGCGGAAACCAGGGCGGAGAGAUCUGGGGGACAGCAGCGCGGGGGAAGAUUCGGAAGGGUUUUUGAGCGGAAAGGAGGAUGGGGGGGAGGGGCGGGGGUUGCUGAAGGGAAUUCUGAAGCGCGGUGGUGGGGGGAGUCAGCGGGAGGGAGGAAGCGUGGGGGGAAGCGGAAGCGGAGGAAGGUUCGGGUCGAGUUUGUCCGAGGAGGAAUGGAAGGAGUAUUUCAAGAAAAGCCUCACGGAGAUUUUCAUGGGGUCGAAACUGAACGUGCUGAUGCCGUUUAUCGUGAUCUCCAUUGUGUGCGUGCAGCUGGAAGUGUCGCAGGGCUACAUAUUCCUCUUCUCUCUCCUUGGAAUCGCUCCCUUGGCUGAACGGCUAGGAUAUGUCACUGAGCAACUCGCACUCUACACAGGUCCAACCUUGGGCGGGCUGCUGAACGCCACGUUUGGCAACGCCACGGAGCUGAUCAUCAGCGUGUUUGCUCUGCGCAACGGCAUGAUCCGCGUGGUGCAGCUGUCGCUGCUGGGCUCCAUUCUCUCCAACAUGCUGCUCGUGCUUGGCUGUGCCUUCUACGCUGGCGGGCUGCGCUACCGCGAACAGAAGUUCAACAAGACAGCUGCACUGGUGAACUCGGGGCUGCUGCUGAUGGCAGUGAUGGGGCUGGCCCUGCCAGCCAUACUGCACUCCACACACACGGAGAUCCGAGACAACGACUCGGAGCUCGCGCUCUCGCGCAUCAGCAGCUGCAUCAUGCUCACAGCCUACGCCGCGUACCUCUACUUUCAGCUCAAGUCCCACGUGCACUUAUAUGAUGAGAGCGCGGACGGGGAUGCCAAGGGCGGUGGUGCGCGCAAGGGCGAGGCAGCGGUGAUUGGGACGUGCAAUAGUCCGAGGAUGAAGAUGGUGCAUCCCGGGGCGACCACGAUUGCUAGUCCUAGGGACCUGGAGGUGGGUAAGGAGGACGACGAGGAGGAGGAGGAAGAGGAGGUGCUGGGGCUGUGGGGGUCUAUAGUGUGGAUGGGCAUCAUCACCAUCUUCAUCGCCAUCCUCUCGGAGUACCUUGUGGACGCCAUUGAGGGAGCGAGCAACAGCUGGGACAUGCCAGUGGCGUUCAUCAGUGUGGACAUUGCUCUUGGUGUUGCCAUCGGGUCAUCUACACAAAUCUCCAUGUUUGCGAUUCCGCUGUGUGUGGUGCUAGGAUGGGCCAUGGGAGUGCCCAUGGAUCUCAACUUCCACAUAUUUGAAACCGCCACACUCUUUGUCACUGUGCUUGUCGUGGCGGCACUGCUUGCGGAAGGAGAAGCUAAUUAUUUCAAGGGCAUCAUGCUGGUACUCUCGUAUCUUAUUGUCUCUGCAAGCUACUUCGUCCACAAUGACGCCUCUGAGACCCCGGAUUGGCCUGGCGCCAUGGCCGCAGUUACUGCAAUGGCAGCAGCAACCCUGCCUUCUCUGUGUAGCGCGUCCCGACAUUUCCAGUCGGGCGCAAGUGUGUGCAGGAGCGAGGCAACCACAGCACGCUUCGCACAGAGAAGUAGAGAGCUGCGACAUCAACGUCUUGUAGUACGGGCAGCUAAGGGAGGGAAAGGCAACUCGGAGGAGGAUGAUGGGGCCAAGCUGAGCUCCGCGGAGAGGCUAGCGGCACUGGAGGAGAGGCUGGGGAAGGGCAAGAGCACCAUCUGGAGUGUCACACCAGAGCCUGAGCCGACACCUCCCCCGAAGGCUGCUGAGCCUGUGUUUAAGAUGUCUGGUGAGAAGUCGAGUUUUGAGAGGCUGGUGGAAGCAUGGCUGGCCAAGGACGGCGGCCUUGCCAAGCUCAACGAUUUUGCCUACAAGGCCAUUUUCGUUCUGGCUGGUGCUUGGAUCCUCUUCCGAUUUAUCGGACCAGCUACUGGCCUGUAUUCUCUUGAGGACUCUCUCUUUGGUUAA
Molecule: messenger RNA, 2130 nt
Organism: Closterium sp. Yama58-4
Lineage: Eukaryota; Viridiplantae; Streptophyta; Zygnematophyceae; Desmidiales; Closteriaceae
Source: the annotation of a GenBank genome assembly